Messenger RNA from Medicago truncatula (barrel medic), 1243 nucleotides. RefSeq names its product protein TIC 22, chloroplastic. Lineage: Eukaryota; Viridiplantae; Streptophyta; Magnoliopsida; Fabales; Fabaceae. Gene Ontology annotation, cellular component: chloroplast. The transcript is spliced from 8 exons. The record is from RefSeq and is a predicted model, not a curated record. Bases 117 to 875 code for a protein of 252 amino acids. Gene Ontology annotation, biological process: protein transport.
GACUCUAAUUCACUAUUGGGCCAAAACAAACUAGACGCUUAACCCACAAUUUUGACAAAAUCCGAGUUUGUAGUUUAUCCACGAUUAGAACUUAGAAGUUAGUAGAAGAAACAAAAAUGGAGUCACAAGGACAGUGGAAUCCGCUUCUAUCAUUUUCGCGGUUCAUCCAUCAAAACUGUAACCACCUUGCAACUCGUUUCGAAGACACAAGAAAAUUCGCUGGAACCCUAAUUCAAUCUCACACUCGCACCAAACCGGCUUUCGCCGCUACUUUAACUUCCAACCACGUCGCCAAAUCUCUCGCCGGAACCUCCGUUUACACCGUCAGUAGUUCCAACAAUGAAUUCGUACUUAUGUCUGAUGCUGAAGGUGCUAAGUCCAUCGGAUUGCUUUGCUUUCGCCAAGAAGACGCUGAAGCUUUCCUUGCUCAGGUUCGAUCAAGGAAAAAUGAAUUUCGAGGCAAUGCUAAGGUUGUUCCAAUAACUCUUGAACAGGUAUACUUGUUGAAGGUUGAAGGUAUUGCAUUCCGAUUUUUACCCGAUCCACUUCAAAUAAGGAAUGCACUAGAGCUCAGAGCCGCCAACAAGGAAGGUUUUGAUGGAGUUCCUGUUUUUCAGUCAGAACUUUUGGUUGUGAAGAAGAAGAAUAAACGUUAUUGCCCUGUAUAUUUCUCUAAGGAAGAUAUUGAACAAGAACUAUCUAAGGUUUCCAGGGUAUCUAAAGGUCCUGGAGUUUCCAAGCAAAUAAUGGUUGGUAGCUUCGAAGAUGUACUGAAAAAAAUGGAGAUGAGUGAAAAGAAUUCCGGAUGGGAUGAUUUGAUUUUUAUUCCCCCUGGAAAAAGCCGUUCUCAACAUAUACAAGAAAUUAAGGUUUAAUUCCGCGGGAGCAAACUUAAGCUAACCAUAGUAAUAGUUUUAUGUGGUUUUCUUGAGCAAAUUGGAUGUUAUUGUUGACACAUUCUUGUCAGCUGGUGAGAUGUCAGGACCACUCCCUUGCAAUAGUUUCUCUUCUUUUCUUCUCAAUUCAAGUGAAAUUUCUUCUCAUGCAGAUACUGCUUUAAGGAUUUACAAUGGAUAUAUGGGAGAGGGCAUAACGGGCAAUGUUUAUUUCAGUUAAGUCCCAUGGAACUGUGAUUGUUGAGUAUGUUAAAUACUACACAUAUGAGAUUGUUCUUACUAAUUCAUGUACAGUUUUUUCAUUUUGGCAACACUUGUUAUCUAAUUGCUUAAAUUCUACUUUUGCA